GUUGUGGCCUGCCCGAGUGCGAGAAGGAGAAUCGAGGAGGGAAGAGUGUUGUAGAAAGGUGUCCUUUCAGCGCUAAACGUGCGCCAAAUCGCACCAAACUUGGCCCACGGAUAGUUAAGGGUCUAAUCUACGUUGCUGUUAAUUCGCAAAGAUGUCGACUCAGCGGGUACGGAAAAAUCCCUCCCCAAACUUGGCGCAUGGGUCGGGGCCAAAGCUGCAGCCCAUCAAGGCCACCAAGGUUUUCUCGCUCCGGCAGGGAAGCCCCGUCUCCAAAGCCUCGCCAUCGUCCUCCCCCACGCCGCUAUGGCCAUCAGGGAAGAACAGAAGAUCCCCCGACCACAGAGCGUCCCCCGAGCGUCGGAGCCCGACUUCACCGGGACUAAAAGGAACGAAGCCUCCUCGGACCAGCCCCUCCCCUUCCAUCCGCCGGACAUCCUCCCUGGACACCAUCGCUGUCGGGUCCUACCUGAAGGGCAUCUGGCCACAUGACAUCCCUCACCACUACAUGUACGGGCCGCAGAUGGUCAACAAGGCUACACAGACUCCAAGCUCCUGGCUGGAUGCUGACAAAAGAGGAACGUCUCACAAGAGAUCUGCGUCGUGGGGAAGCGCGGACCAGCUUAAGGAGAAAAUUAGGCAGCAGCUGCAGCGGAAUGCGAAACAGAACAACCAUCGCGACGCGGGCCAGAGACAGUCGCCUGUUCCGGGAGACCACUCAGCGAUCCAACAGUCGCCCACCCCCCGCUCCAUACCCAUUCCCAUUCCCAUCACUAGCAUUCCAAAGGGCGCCCUUCCCAGACUAAGAAAUAGUGUGGAGGGUUUGAACCAGGAAAUCGAGCGAGCGUUGUUUAUCACAGCUAAAACCUCAGGGAACGAAGAAGAACGAACUCAGACGGCAAUUUCCAUUCCUGUGCUUCAGGAACCCACCCCCGACGGCCACCGGGCGCCGCUCCCCGGCCAGAGAUCCACGCGCACGGUCGACACACAGACGCCGUACGAGAAUGAAGCGGAACUCAUCUGUGGGGACAGUUCAGGUUCAGGCAGCCGUAGCCAGUCGGUGUCCCCGUCCUUUCCCGGGGAGCGGGACGGCUCCCACCCGUCCUCCAGAGGGAGCUCCACAGAGAGUCCGGGAAACGAGGCAAAAGACAAAGAGAACAUAAGCACUCCGUCACCAAAAUACGAAGUUUCGCCCAAACCAACCAAUAACAUCCUUGUGACAGACAUCGCCUCGGAGAUGGGGAGCAUGUCUCCGCUGCCAAAGUACGCCGCCUCGCCCAAGCCCAACAAUAGUUACUCCUUCGCACGAGAGCCCCCAGACGGUUGUGAGAAAGUCAGCGCGAUCGAUGAAUCAAAGAGCAAAGUGCGGCUGCCCUUGGACCAAUCCAUGUUCUUCUGCCCAGAUAAGAACAAGAUCAACUUCAUUCCGUUUGGCUCGGCUAGCUCUGCCUUCUGUCCUAUCCUUAACAGCAAAUACAAGGCUCUGUCACCCGUGGGGUCGGAGAUCGAGAGUCUGGCGGUGAAGUCCCCCGCCUCCCAGCCCACAGCACAGCCGACCAACGUGGACAGCACAUGCCUCUAGAGGGGGUGCUGCCACUGCGCAGAACAGCCGACCUGGGCCUGACCUCACCAGCCCUUCCGCCAACCUUCCACACUCAGACGUUAUCGUGUUCAGAAAUCCAGAAGAAAAAAAACAACACUUGGACUGUGCCGUUGUGUUCCGUUCUAGUCUUUACUUCCGUGGUUGACAACCGUACACAGUGUUUAUCAAUGGUGCUGUAUCUCAUGAAGCAAAUGCAACAUUGUUUUUUUUCUCCCAACAGCAGUUACAUACCACCACACCUAUCACCAGGCUUGAAAGAAAUAGCUGCAGAAUGUGGAUGACGUCACACAAAUGGUGAUGUCAUUGGGUGACAUCACCGCUGUCCGUGUGGGUUAUGACAUCAUCAUUACACGUGUAGAAUCAAGAUAACCUUGUGUCUAAAUAAUAGAUUCUUCCAAGCUGAAUGACAUUCACUAUCAACUGUGAGUCAUGAGGAGGCUAAAACAUCGCUCAAUGAUUCAGAAACGUAUGUCAACAGGAACAGUUAUUUUGACUUGCCUCAUUCAAACCCUGCAUUACUUUUAAUCUCACCAUGUUUUCAGUUCAGCAGAUAGGCAGUCCACCAUAUGUUCCUUCCCACCACAUGAUAGUCUCAACUGUAGUUACGCUGUUCACCAUUCAACAGAAGAGCCACAGAGCUCGAUGUUUUACACCACUAGGCAAUUGAUGUUUGUAUUGCACCCACCCUGCAAUCUACCUGAUUUGAAAGGACCGUGACUUAACACAAUUUGAAAUCCAGGUUGAUUCAAUCUGGGAAGGUUGAAUCAAGGAAAAUUUGGUCUGGUUGAGACUGAAAGCACAAGUAGUAUUCUUAGCAUACCUGUGUUUGUGUAUAGAAAACAAUUUCUUUUCAGUGACUCAAAGCUCUACCCCCUAUUGUAAAAGUUGGGCUAGUCCAGAAUUGUUUUCCAGUGAGUUAACAGUCAAGAGUUUGGGGUGUAUGAUAUGAUGUCUACUGACAAAGGAAGAUUUACGUUCAGUAGGGUAUGUAUAGUCGCCUGCCGUGCAUGUAACAUAUUGCUUGUAAAAAUGCUGAUAGUGUAGCUUGCCUGUUGUGUUUUACUCGGCAGUUAAGUGAAGGUCUAGGAGUUAGUGCCUACUGUAGACAGAAGUUGAUGUCUGUAUUCCUUGGUGGUAGCCCCCCCCCCUCCUAUCACUUACAAUGGAUGGUUCCAGAACUACUAGUAAGCAGCAUUUACCAAGGUUAUGGCUUGGAUGAAAAAAAAAUCUAAGAGAGGAACCUGUUGGUGUAAUUCAAGGUUACCGGUACAAGAUAUAACGUUAUAAGAUUGUUAGAGAUAUGGAUAUAUAUUACAGUACCAUCCUGAGAAGGGGGUUAUUGUAUGCCCCAGGAUGUUUGGUACAGAGAGAGAGAAAAGAUAUGUGUGUUGAUGUUGGAUGUAUGAAGACUACUACACUGCCUAAUCAUAAGGAAGACAUGGUAGACUGGUGAUAAGUCCAGAAUGUACCAGGGAGAACACAUGUAUGUCUAUGAAGAAUGAUUGUAAUAUGUGUGUGUAUGAUCAGAGAAAAUAAUGAAUAUAUGUAUGUAGUAGGAGUGUUUUGUUUCCUACAUUUUGGCAAGAUUGGAGCUUGCCAUUGUAAAACCUACAUGUAUAACAACAAAACUUACAAAAAAUAAUUUUUGAAGGUUAUGUUAAACCGACAGUUAAGAUCUAUAUGUUUUUGUUUUAUAUUUUCAUCAUUCCCGUGUGUGUUAUAGCUGAAGACAGCAACGACAGUGUCAUAUGGAUGUAUAGAUUGGUUUGAAUUUGAUAGUGUAAAAGAUUGUUAUUGGGUGGAAAUGAAGACUCAGUUUUGAGUUCGAGCUAAGAAGAGUAUGCUGUCUCCUGUGUACAUUGUUAAGGACUUAUCACUGCUGCCCAUGUGUUCCCUUAGCUUACCAUUGUGAAGUUCCAGAUUGUGUAUUUUUCUAUAUUUACUCAGUUGAUGUUAGCCGGUGUGUACGUUGCUGUGGAUAUGUUAUGAAUAUUCAUAGGUAGGUGUGGCAGUUGUCAUGACAAGUUGCUAUGGCAGCAAAAACUUUACUUACUUAGAAAGAAAAGAAAGAACAUUUUACAAACAGCAAUUUACAUAGAUGUCUACCUACUGUACCAUUGUUUUUGUAUGAAACACGAAAAAAUGUGAAUGCCAAGACAAAAAAAAAGAAUGUUGUGAUUCCAUGAGUGGAAAUCUAGUUGUGUACCAGUAGUUGUGAUAGAGAGAUGUCAUUUACUGGGAAAACUACAAAUGUUGUCAAUGUAUAUUGUAUUGUACUAGUUCUGGUUUCCAUGGUAACCAAUUGAUUGACGGCUGAGAGUUGCCACGUUUCCUUGCGCGAAGAGAAGCCAAGACAGAGGAAAUGUGGAUCAAAAUGACAUUAAUGUUACUUAACCUUCCCACAAGUUGUUUGAAGUGUACUUAGGCCAUUUUUACCCUGCGUACAUCCCUGUACAGAGGAUGGUACAGUCUUACGGUCACUGUUGGAAGAGUCCAUUUUCUGUGAGAAGGGGUUCAUAGGUUGUUCCUGUAAGGAUACUACUGUUAUCAACUAGAGGACAACUCUAGUUGUCAGUUGAAAAGUGGGUGAUUUUGAACACAUACUCUACUAUCAGUCUAGUGUACUGGUGCGUUGUAAUUAUGAUGGUUCAGUGACUUGUUUUUUGAGAAGAGUGGACAAAAGUCUGUAUCCUCUGAAUGUACUUUUUUCUACAGAGUGUAAAUCGUGCAGAAAACUCAGGGCAAUAGAGAAAAAAACUUGCCAGGACUUCAGGCCUCAUUUGCAUUCUUACAUAACUACUGAACAGGUACUGACUUAGGUAACCGGUGUUACACAAUCAUAGUACUUAAUGCACAGUGGCUUGGCUUACUUUCAUGCAAAAAACAACCAAGAAAAAGGAAACAUGAAAAUGCCAACAAAUCUGUCGCAUAUGAACAAAACCUGCCAUAUUUUGUCACCUACAUGUCUUAAAUUAAAACGACUGUGUCACUGAGAUAAUAAAAGUGUGAUCUAUGUACCAACUUGAAGUAGGUAACUCCAAACUACCUACAUGUUUAUUAGGAAGUGCUACUCUAGGCAUACCAAGGCAGCACUCUUCAUAUCUUUUAUUUCCUAUUUUACAGGACACAUUGACUAUUGUAUAUGGUCUCUAUACCAUCACUAGUUUCCAUGAUUUGGGCAAUAUCUGAUGCGAAACAAUAAAUGCUGGCAGAAAUCCUGGCAAGUUUGCAAUAUCAGGAACACAAAAGAGGGCUGGUUGAUACGUGACUUUGGUCCAAGUAGUAGUACUUUCUAUUGAGAUAACCAACAAGGUAGCGGUUACCUGUUAUACAAGGAAAAGUUAUUAAAAAAACAGCAAAUGUUUUGACAAGUUUUGGACUGUUCGAAAGUCUCUUUGAUUGAAAGUUGAAGGACAGCAACGAAACCGUGUCAUGGUUGCCUAUCUUGUUCCCCCCUCUUGUAAAGUUAAAGACAGUUCCAUUCAGCAUUGUUCUUGGAUGGGGUUUGGAAGGAGACAUUUUUGUGAGGGGGAUGAUGUGUGUUGACUACAGAUUAAUGGCUGUUUAUCAUUUGUCAGACAUUUUGGACCCUUCGACUUUACCCAUAGAAGCGGCCCAGACAGGAAGGGAUGUUCAUAGGAAAACAAGCAGGGCAGCCAAAAAUAUGUGUAUGAAGAAAAUAAACAGUUUGAAGA
Branchiostoma belcheri (Belcher's lancelet) is the source of this 5295-nucleotide messenger RNA. RefSeq names its product glucocorticoid-induced transcript 1 protein-like. The record is from RefSeq and is a predicted model, not a curated record. The transcript is spliced from 10 exons. The coding region runs from base 152 to 1579 and encodes 475 amino acids. NCBI's taxonomy places the organism in Eukaryota, Metazoa, Chordata, Leptocardii, Amphioxiformes, Branchiostomatidae.